AUGUCCGAUCACCCGCCAAACGAAAACUGCAGCUUCCCGAUGACAGGGCCAAACUGCACAGAAACGUUUGCAGACUCGUUGGGAGGGUCGUUUGUCGCGGUGCAGGCCACGCUGGCAACCGUGUUUGUGCUCAUGACCGUGAUCGGUCUGAUCGGCUCCUACCGACUGACCAAAAAAACUGGCUUUUGCCUCGCGAUUGAAAACGCAAUGACAUACUGCGCGACAUUCUGCUGUCUCAUCGGCGCCAUUCGCCAAGUCGAUGCCAACGGCUGGCGCGACGUCUACCCGCUCUGGGUUGCAAUGCUCCUGUACGACCUCGGAACGAGCGCGGCGCUCAACUGCUGGCUGCUGGUCGUCCACUCUUGGGCCGUUUUCGUCUGCCGUGCUGUCGUGAGUCGCCGAUCAAAGCUGGCCAGGAUUGUCAAGCAUGUCUACGUGGCCAGCGUCGUGUACGCAUGGGUGUCGCAACCGUUCGCGACCAUGAUUGAGUUUGUGAUUGAGCCCAUCUGGAUUGGAAAGGUGACCCACUAUGGCCUGAGUCUAGUGCUGUUUGCAGUCUGGGUCGGAGGUGGCUCCUACUUUGCGACCAUCAUCCAUCGCGUGCUUGUUGAAGCCCAGCGCCGAUACGGCGACAUUUCGACUGCCGGCUCCAAUACUGCCAAUCAUGCGCCGUCAACCGAUGCCAAGUCGACCACCAAUGCCACCUCUGUCGUCGCCGGCAGCACGGAAGGUGGCACGACGACGAUGACGACGGCUACGGGCAAGAGCGGCACCACGCACCAGGAGACAGGAACCGACUAUUCGCGCGUGGCCAGCAAGCGCAGGCGGCUUGCUGUGCGUCGCAUCCAGCGCAUGAACAUUCUUGUCAUCAUCCUUGAGAUUAUUGCUCUCCUGAUGACGGCGUACAGUAUUUUCAACUGGCUCUCGAACAAGUGGAGCGUGGAUCCGCCGAACGUCAUUCCGCUGCCAACGGCUGGAGAUAUUCUCGUCGAGCACCUUUUCGACAUUCUCCAUCUGCUGGUGUGCGCCGCAGUAUUCUGGUUUUACCGAGUGACGCGUUCGAAGGGUGAUCAUGGUGCUUCGACGGCAGCUGGUCCCGGACACGCCAGCGCAACCAACCCAAGCGGCGCCACCCACCAGACUCGCGACCCCGAGAGCCUCGAGGACUCUAUUGGCGAGGAGGAAGUUUCCGAAUCCACCGGCCGAUCGCACAACAAUCGCACGUCGCGGCGCGGCAGCACACAGCACGCCCUUACGACUCGGCAAAGCCAGUCCUCCAUGGGCUUUGUUGGAGGCGACAGUGUUGCUUGGGCGGCCCCUCCAAGUUCCAAGUAGUUGUGUGUGU
Molecule: messenger RNA, 1345 nt
Organism: Capsaspora owczarzaki ATCC 30864
Lineage: Eukaryota; Filasterea; Ministeriida; Capsasporidae
Exons: 1
Coding region: 1-1335 (444 amino acids)
Source: RefSeq, a predicted model, not a curated record